Molecule: messenger RNA, 2433 nt
Organism: Naegleria fowleri
Lineage: Eukaryota; Heterolobosea; Eutetramitea; Acrasida; Naegleriidae
Exons: 4
Coding region: 1-2433 (810 amino acids)
Biological process (GO): transmembrane transport; chloride transport
Cellular component (GO): early endosome; membrane; Golgi apparatus
Molecular function (GO): voltage-gated chloride channel activity
Source: RefSeq, a predicted model, not a curated record
AUGAAGAGUACAAGUGAACGCUCGACAGGGGAGGUCGCAUCGUUGCUGUUAGGGGAUGAUGCCCCCUCUGUUCAGCCCUCCGCCUCAUCAUCGGGAGCAGUUGUGAAAAAAUCUUUUGAUAAUGAGAAUAUUAGUACUAUCGAUUGGAGAGCCGAUUACAAGAAAGAAAAGAAGAAGAGAGCAAGAAUUUUUGAGCAGCAAGGUGUCCUAGCUCUGGUACAACAAGCAUAUUAUGCCUCACAAGGUUGGAUUAUGACUUUUGUAGUGGGAAUUGUUGUAGGUAUUGCAGCAAGUUUAGUCGAUAAAGGAAUGGAAUGGGUUUCAGGGUUCAGGGAGGGCGUUUGUGUCAAUUGGUUUCUUGCCACAGAAAAAAGAUGUUGUGUCGACGUACCAGUUGGCGUCGAAUGUCCAUAUUGGCGAUCAUGGAGUCAAUUAUUUGGUAUUUCUGAUCUCAAUGGUGCCUAUGCCUUCAAUUACUUUGCAUACGUUUUCACAGCAGCCUCCAUGUCUGUUCUCGCAGCAUGGCUUGUAAAAUGUCUUGCUCCAUGGGCAGCCGGUUCAGGUAUUCCCGAAGUGAAAACCAUUCUUGGUGGAUUUGUCAUUAAGGGAUUUUUAGGUAUUUGGACCUUCCUUAUUAAAGUGGUUGGUCUCAUUCUGGCAGUUGGAUCUGGACUAACCACAGGAAAAGAAGGACCAAUGGUGCAUGUUGGAGGAUGUGUCGGUAAUAUUGCCUCUCGAUUAUUCUCAAAAUAUAGAAAUAAUGAAGCAAAAAAGAGAGAAAUUAUUAGUGCAAGCUGUGCAGCAGGUGUAGCAUGCGCAUUCGGUACGCCAGCUGGAGGAACAUUGUUCUCUUUGGAAGAAUUAUCGUCCUAUUUUCCACCCAAGACACUUUUUAGAACCUUUUUUACAUGUGUGAUGGGAGCACUGACGCUACAAGUGUUGAACCCAAGACCUUCUGGUAAAAUUGUUCUGUUCAGUAUUUCGUACCAUGUGAAUUGGAAAUGGUUUGAAUUAUUACCAUUCAUCUUUAUGGGAAUAUUAGGAGGAAUCCUCGGUGCACUGUGGACCAAGCUCAACAUUACCUACAUUAAAUAUGUCCGUAAAAGAUACCUUGCCAAAUGGCCCAUCACAGAAGCUCUAGUGACCUCUGUAGUCACUUCCUUACUUUGCUAUUGGAACGAAUAUUCGAGAAUUCCCAUGUCUGACCUCAUUGCUAUGCUUUUCCAAAAUACUUGUACUGAAAAUUCAGAUUCUGAAGAAAUGAUACGAGUGUUGUGCGAUCCCACCAAUUUCUGGCCUCUCGGGAAACUCAUCAUUUCCUUUGUGUUGAGAUUUAUUCUCAUGUUCUGGACUGUGGGAAUCAAAGUUCCUGGAGGAAUUCUAGUGCCUGCACUCAUGUUAGGAGCUUGUUAUGGACAGGUCAUUGGUUCACUCAUGAAAUAUAUCCAAAUCACAUAUCCAGAUUCUCUCUUUUUCCAAGAAUGUUAUGCAGGAGGAGAAGGAUCCUGCAUUGUUCCAGGAAUUUAUGCAGUGGUUGGAGCUGCCAGCAUGUUGGGCGGAAUUUGUAGAAUUACCGUGUCGCUGGCUGUCAUUAUGUUUGAAUUGACAGGAGGAUUGGAAUAUUUGGUUCCACUCAUGCUUUCAACCAUGUUUGCAAAAUGGGUUGGAGAUGCAUUUGACAAUGUCACAAUUUAUGAACAUAAUAUCGAAAUGAGCGAAUAUCCAUUCCUGCAUAACGAUGAAGUAGAUCAUGAUGGAAAUGCUAAAGAUAUCAUGACCACUCACAGUCUCAAAGUCAUCUACGCGGAAGGUGUGACAAUAGGAGAUGUGAAAUCAGGCUUAUUAACCGAUGAAACUAAAAUUUAUGGUUUUCCAGUGAUUGACAAUUCUGUGGAUCGACGUGUGCUUGGAUUUAUUUCGCAAGCAGCCUUACGAGAAGCAAUCAAGGAAAACGAUCGACGAAUCAAUGACCAGACAGAAAUUUUCUUUGCAGACCUUUCAGUUUCACCACGACAGGAACAUUUAAUUAACAAAAUUGACUUGUCCAAUUAUUUGGAUGAAGUUCCUAUUCAGGUGCCAACUCAAAUGCCAGGUGACAGAGUAUAUAACAUGUUUCGAGCGAUGGGUAUUCGAUAUUGUCUUGUGUUGCAUAGUAGCAAGCUGGUAGGAAUUCUCACGAAGAAAGAUUUAGCUCGAUGGCUUCAUCAUUCCCAUCAUGGCACUGCAAAACAAAAUUCAAACACAAGUUCUCCAAAAUCACCUCAUGCCUUGAGUGUUGAAACAGCAAGUUCUGCUGUUAAUAUUAACAGCAUUUCAAACACUAAGGUUUCCCUUAACAUUGAAGAUCAGGAGGAAGAACAUUACUAUCAACAAUUUGAAGAUGAACCACGAAGAGAUGAUACCACGCGCAACAGUAGAAGUAGGUGGAAAUAA